Messenger RNA from Salpingoeca rosetta, 870 nucleotides. RefSeq lists its product as uncharacterized. The record is from RefSeq and is a predicted model, not a curated record. The transcript is spliced from 2 exons. Bases 76 to 870 code for a protein of 264 amino acids. NCBI's taxonomy places the organism in Eukaryota, Choanoflagellata, Craspedida, Salpingoecidae.
CAAACCUGUUUUCAGUGCAGAGAAGAACAAGAACUAACAUAAGAACACUCUCAAGCUCUCAGGUGUUCCUUGACAAUGCCGCUUGCGAGCGAGGAAGCUGUGGCCAAGGCGUACGAUGGAAUCGCCAAGGAGUACAAUGUGAUGAUGGCGGUGGAGGUGGAGACGCCGUUCUACCAGGAGCAGCUGGCACAGUUCACAAACGCGGUGUGGCGCGUGAUGUGCACGCGCCCACGCCCAAUCGAGGAGAUGGAACUCGCCUCCUGGUGGGUGCUGGACGUGGCGUGCGGCUGCGGCAACAUGCUGCAGGCCGUCAGCGCCAAGCUCCCCUGCACGCCAACCACGGGCGACGCCAUUGACACGGUCACGGCUGCCAUGACGUCGCACCUGGCCAGCCUUGGUAAAGCACAGUCGAGCGAUGGCGACAGCGCAUGCAAGGAAAGCGAGCACGAACGUGGGCAGGAACCAGACAAGCAAGACAGGUAUGCGGAUGGAAACAGUGGAGAGAACAACGACGAGAAAGGCGGUAGUCGGCAAGCCGAAGAAGCCCUUGAUCGAGACUGCGACACAGCUGCGAAUCCGAAAACGACCAGUGACUGGACACAGGUUGUCAAGGCGGCGUUUUGUGAAUGGGCGCGCGUGCUGGCACCAGGCGCACCGCUGCUGCUCGGCUACUGGGUUGGCGAUGGCAAGCCUUACUUUGAGGAGGGCUUGCAAGUGGACAUUGUCAACCACAGGAGCGAUGUCAUCGACCAGCUCUUGCUUGACGCCGGCUUCGCCAUCGAUCCACACAACGUGAAGCGACAAGAGUACAAGAGCAUUGGCCUCGCUGCUCUCCACCUCAUCGCAGUCCGCAACGGUUGCCAGUCAUGA